CACGCAAAGUAUAUACUAUUUUUUUAUAAAGAAGAGAGAGAAAACGUGUUUUCUACCGCUUAUUUCUUCGGGGGGGCCACCGACGAGGCCCCAGCUGGAAUGGACACGCGGACGCCGCCCGCUUGCAUCCCUAACUGAGGUGACACGUGGCACAUGGUCCAUAGGGUAAGCCCCGCAGGUAACAUAGGUGCUGGAUCACGAGGCCGCCCCACAGCCGUCCAUCCGAUGAUCCGUAGGCAGGAAGUUUCCGCUGCCGCAAGCGGCCACUGCCAGUCGAUGCGUACUAGCCACGGCCAGGGCAGCAGUACACUGAAUGCCGCUGGAGCUUGCCAAAAAAACGGUGCGUCGCCAGGCUGUGAGCCGCGGUGCAAAAGUGGCGGCUUGCGAGGCCCAGGCGAGCUCACCAAAGGCAAGCAAACGGGCCGGGCGGGCGGGCGAGCGAUCGAACACGCGCACCGCGCACGCACGAGCCACCGGCACCGUCCCAACGGACGGCGAUUAAAGGCCUCCUUAAAAGCGCGUCGUCUCCCACCGCUCCCAACCUCGCGAUUCGAUCCAUCACCACCGUCUCGACCAGCACGACCCAUUUCCGCCGCCGGCGCUGCUUGCUUUGCACUACUACCACGGCGGACGUCCCCGGCGCGAGCGGGCAGGUAAGCAUGGAGCGCAUUGGCGAGGCCCACCAGGUGCACCAGCUGCAGCAGGCGGCGUCGUUCGGCGUGGUCGAGCACUCCGUGGUGGCGGCGGCGGCGGCGGCCAAGCCGAGGGCGCCGGGGCUGCCGCCGACGCCGCCCGCGUCCUUCGCCGGGCAGCGGGGUGGUGCGGGCGGCGACGUGUGCAUGGACGACUCCUCGGGGGCGGCGGGGCGCAAGCAGGUCGUGCCGGCGCACCGCCGGUCCCGCAGCGAGGUGCCGUUCGCGGGCUACUUCCCGCCGCCGACGCACCAGCUGCCGCAGCCCAAGGCGGAGGCCGGGGGCUGGGGCGACGGUGCCGGCGGCGACGACCUCUUCAACUCGUACCUGAACCUGGAGGGGAUGGACGUGCUCAACUCCUCGUCGCCCGACAGCAGCGCCAAGGCCGACAGCAGCGAGAACGGCGACUCCGAGGAGUGGGUCGGCGCGGGCGUCAAGAGGAGCGCCGCCGGGGAGCCGGCGAUGGCCGGGCGGCACGCCCGGAGCCUGUCCGUGGACAGCCUCAUGGGGAGGUUCAACUUCGCCUCCCCCGGCGGCGCCGCCGCCAACGGCGCGGGGGGCAUGUUCAGCCUGGAGUUCGGCAGCGGCGAGUUCUCCCCGGCCGAGAUGAAGAAGAUCAUGGCCGACGAGAAGCUGGCCGAGAUGGCCCUCGCCGACCCCAAGCGCGUCAAGAGGGUGCUGGCGAACCGGCAGUCGGCGGCGCGGUCCAAGGAGCGCAAGAUGCGGUACAUCGUGGAGCUGGAGCAGAAGGUGCAGAUCCUGCAGACGGAGGCCACCACGCUCGCCGCGCAGAUCAACCUCCUGCAGCGCGACUCGUCGGCGGUGGCGACGCAGAACAACGAGCUGAGGUUCCGGCUGCAGGCCAUGGAGCAGCAGGCGCAGCUGCGCGAUGCUCUGAACGAGGCGCUGACAGGCGAGGUCCAGCGCCUCAAGAUCGCGACCAUCGAGCUCGGCAUCGGCGACUCCUGCUCCUCCAACGGCAUGGCCCAGCAGCACAACCUCAUGUUUCAGCAGCAGCAGCAGCAGCUGCAGCAGGCUACACCCAUACCAUUCUACCAGCUGCAGCACCAACAACAGCAGCAGCAGCAGAACGGCACAGCCAACAAGCAUGAAUCAAGAGAGUGAUGGCGAUGAUGGCAGAAGCAUUUGAUUGGACUAGAGAAGAAACAUUGCAGAUUGCAGACACCAAAGGAAAACUUUGGUUUAGAGUUGAACUGUGAAUUCAUGUGGUUUUAUUGACUCUUUUGUUUUAAUGUCGUCGUUAAUAAUCGUUGUUGUUUUCCAGGCAGUGAGCCCUGCCUGUACUUUCUUUUUCUUUCUUAUUAUGUUCAUUGGUUCUGUGGAUAUGUUACCUUUCAGUCACCAAAACUGGUGGAGCAGUAGUUGAUUAAUAACAUAUUCUUUUGUAGAACUAGUUUCUAUUUGUUGGGUA
This is a messenger RNA of Triticum urartu, 2124 nucleotides long. Its product is annotated as bZIP transcription factor 29. Gene Ontology annotation, molecular function: DNA-binding transcription factor activity. NCBI's taxonomy places the organism in Eukaryota, Viridiplantae, Streptophyta, Magnoliopsida, Poales, Poaceae. The record is from RefSeq and is a predicted model, not a curated record. Gene Ontology annotation, cellular component: nucleus. Gene Ontology annotation, biological process: regulation of DNA-templated transcription.